Staurois parvus is the source of this 417-nucleotide messenger RNA. The record is from the annotation of a GenBank genome assembly. Lineage: Eukaryota; Metazoa; Chordata; Amphibia; Anura; Ranidae.
ACUAUACCCCGUCUCCCCGGACCCCGCAUCCACUAUACCCCGUCUCCCCGGACCCCGCAUCCACUAUACCCCGUCUCCCCGGACCCCGCAUCCACUAUACCCGUCUCCCCGGACCCCGCAUCCACUAUACCCCGUCUCCCCGGACCCCGCAUCCACUAUACCCCGUCUCCCCCCACCCCGCAAUUCACUAUACCCCGUCUCCCCGGACCCCGCAAUUCACUAUAUCCCGUCUCCCCGGACCCCGCAUUCACUAUAUCCCUCUCCCCGGACCCCGCAUCCACUAUAUCAGUCUCCCUGGACCCCGCAUCCACUAUAUCAGUCUCCCUGGACCCCGCAUCCACUAUAUCAGUCUCCCCGGACCCCGCACUCACUAUAUCUGGUCUCCCCGGACCCCGCACUCACUAUAUCUGGUCUCCC